Tachyglossus aculeatus (Australian echidna) is the source of this 4432-nucleotide messenger RNA. RefSeq names its product solute carrier family 5 member 11 (gene SLC5A11). NCBI's taxonomy places the organism in Eukaryota, Metazoa, Chordata, Mammalia, Monotremata, Tachyglossidae. The transcript has 16 exons. The record is from RefSeq and is a predicted model, not a curated record. The coding region runs from base 298 to 2313 and encodes 671 amino acids. Gene Ontology annotation, molecular function: D-glucose:sodium symporter activity. Gene Ontology annotation, cellular component: plasma membrane. Gene Ontology annotation, biological process: transmembrane transport.
CCCCAGGCCCAGGAGUGGAGCCGGGACUCAGGGUGAGCCCUCCGUGAGCCCCUAGUGCGGGGGAGCGAUAAGGAGGACGGGAGGCAAACCAAUCGGACUUUAAUGUGAUUUCCUGAUCCCAGGGCGCUGUUGGCGGACUAUCUGACUGCUCCAAGGGGAUUAGGAAUCUCCAAUCCCAGCCAGUCUCUGUUGGAGUUUGGAGUUUGCCCCACGGCCUCACAAGCGAAUGUGAACGGCAGAAGGUAGAUGUAACUCCAAGGACGACCCCCUCCUAGUCACUGAAAGACCCCAAGGGCCAUGGAGAGCACAGCAAGCAGCCCCCCACUCUCCAGCUUCGACAACCUGGAGGCCUUUCCGGAACAGAGCCUGGAGACCGUGGACAUUGUGGUGCUGGUACUCUACUUCGUCUUCGUCCUGGCUGUUGGACUAUGGUCCAUGUGCAGGACCAAGAGAAAUACUGUGCAGGGCUACUUCCUGGCUGGUGGGGACAUGGCCUGGUGGCCGGUAGGGGCUUCCCUUUUUGCCAGCAACGUGGGCAGCGGGCAUUUCAUUGGCCUGGCCGGCUCCGGUGCCGCCGUGGGAAUUUCACCGACAGCAUUCGAGUUUAAUGGGAUUUUUUCGGUCUUGAUGUUGGCCUGGCUCUUCCUUCCCAUUUACGUGGCAGGUGGGGUGACCACCAUGCCAGAGUACUUAAAGAAGAGAUUUGGAGGUAGAAGGAUACCGAUCUUCCUAGCUAUUCUCUAUUUGUUCAUCUACAUAUUCACAAAGAUCUCGGUGGAUAUGUACGCCGGCGCCUUGUUCAUUCAGCAGUCGUUACACUUGGACCUCUACCUGGCCGUGGGAGGCCUGCUGCUGGUCACUGCCAUCUACACCGUGGCAGGUGGUCUGGCUGCCGUCAUCUACACAGAUGCUCUGCAGACCGCAAUCAUGCUCAUCGGAGCUGUGAUCCUGAGCAGUUACAGCUUUGCGGCAGUUGGGGGGAUGGAAGGGCUGAAGGACAAAUACUUUUCUGCCGUGCCCAGCAACCGCAGUGCAAACAACAGCUGUGGCUUGCCCAGAGACGACGCCUUCCAUCUUUUCCGGGAUCCUGUGAAUUCCGAUCUCCCCUGGCCUGGAAUUCUGCUUGGAAUAUCAAUCCCCUCUCUAUGGUAUUGGUGUACGGAUCAGGUCAUUGUUCAGCGUUCCCUAGCAGCCCAGAACAUGUCCCACGCCAAAGGGGGCUCCCUGCUGGCAGCGUACCUCAAGGUGCUGCCCCUUUUCCUCAUGGUGAUGCCUGGCAUGAUCAGCCGUGUCCUGUUCCCAGACCUGGUUGCGUGUGCAGAUCCCAAAACCUGCCAGAAAAUCUGCGGCAAUCCCUCAGGCUGCUCUGACAUAGCUUAUCCCAAACUCGUCCUGGAACUCCUGCCACUAGGACUGCGGGGCCUCAUGAUGUCCGUGAUGGUCGCCGCCCUCAUGUCCUCUCUCACGUCCAUCUUCAACAGCUCCAGCACCAUCUUCACCAUGGACCUGUGGCGCCACUUCAGGCCCCGGGCUUCCGAGUGGGAACUCAUGAUUGUGGGCAGGGUGUUUGUGUUGCUGCUGGUGGUGGUGUCCAUCCUCUGGAUCCCCCUGGUGCAGGCCAGCCAGGGGGGCCAGCUCUUCAUUUACAUCCAGUCCGUCAGCUCCUACCUGCAGCCGCCCGUUGCUGUGAUCUUCAUCCUGGGCUGUUUCUGGACCCGGACCAAUGAAAAGGGGGCCUUUUGGGGGCUGCUGGUUGGCCUGCUGCUGGGCCUGGUCAGGAUGGUGCUGGACUUCAUCUAUGUGCAACCUCCGUGCGACCAACCAGAUGACCGGCCCGGGGUGGUGAAACACGUCCACUACCUCUACUUCUCCACCAUCCUGACGGCGGUCACCAUGGUCACGGUGGUGAUCGUGAGCUGGUUUACAGAACCACCCUCCAGAGAAAUGGUCAGCCGCCUCACCUGGUUUACCUACCAGGAUCCCCUGAUGAAAGAGGUUCAGCCCACCUCGUCCCUGAACUCUGACCCCAGAAGUGGCUCUUCUGAACCCUGCAAUACCGGACCCCAUCUUGAGAUGAACAUUCAGGAAAAUGCAUCCAACCCCAAAAACGGUGAUGGUACUAAAAAGCCAUCAAAACUGAAGCAGACCCUCUUCUGGCUCUGUGGGAUGGACAGCACGUCUGAGGGAGGCCCUGUGAGCCAGCUCGAACCAGCCGUCGUUUUGGCGGAGAACCCCCUUAUAAAGAGCAUUCUGGAUAUCAACUUAAUUCUCUGCAUCAGCAUCGCAGUAUUUUUAUGGGGCUUCUUUGCCUAAGGAAACAGCCACGUCUCCUAAUUUUGUAUUUUGUGGAAAACUAAAAUUACCAGGUGUCACUUUCUGGGCAUUAACCACCCCCCAAAACAAAAACGAUGUUUUUCCUUUUGUUGAGGGGGUUAGCUGGAAAGGUAUUAAGAAAGAAAGCAGAGUCAGACUUUUCAUUUCAUCCCAUGUCUGCGAAGUGGUGGCUUUGGCACAGGAAACUAGCGUUCGGAAGACACUGAUCCGAGUUUCACCAGCCUCACGGAAAGAAACGACACAGGGCCACCAGGAUGGAAAACAUCAUCAAAAACUCAGUCUCAGGGGCGUGAAACGACCUCCACGCAUUAGAAAAGAACACUAAAUAUACUGACGUGGUUGGAUCUCAUCUCCCUCUCCCACUGUAGGGAAGGUCUUGAACAUUGAGUUCUGGCUGCAAGAAGGGCAGUGCCAGUUGAAGUGUUUAAUGAGUUACCACGGAAAAGUUCCUUGGAAAUCAUUAGCUUUAAAAAUAAACCUUAUGAGUCAAAGGAUGGACCAACCAGAAAAUGUAUCUAAUGAAGGUCAUGUUUCAGUUGGUUUCCCAGGAAAUAUGCUAACUGGCUAAUCAAGGGCUGGGAAUUUUGCUCCUAUUAACUGGAAAUUUAUGGAAGCCUUAAGCACUGGCCUUCUGUUGGUUGGAGAAAGACAGCCUUCACUGCGGAGGAAGCAGCUCUCGGGUGUCUGUCAGCCCCAUGUGGUACAGAGACUGUGCCUGGACCAGUUAGCUUAGUACACUGCCUGGCACAUAGUAAAUACUUUAGAACCACAAUUAUUAGUAGUCUCAUGUUUUCCCUAUUCUUGUGAAUACAUCCAAAACAGGUCCUGCCGGCACAAGGAUUUCCCAUGCCAGCCCCCUUCCACAGUGGUGCAUGGAUGGCAAGAUGAAUGAAACCAACAUGGAAAAAGACCAUAUUUGGGGGGGAUUGCCCAAGGCAGGUCAUAGCAGUGGAGCUCAGAGCAAAUCAGGGAGCAGCUUUCAGCCUGGCUAGGGAAGGGAGGGAGGCCUUCCCACCCAAGGAUCAGGAGGGACCUCUUUCUGAAAGAGUUGCCAUUAUUUUGUAACUUGCAGAGGCCCUAAGGCUGGAAUAUUCCUGAAACUCCAAACCCCCAAACCCCUUCUUCAUAAUGCCCCCCUAGAUCCACUGCCAUCCACCUCCCCCUUUAUAUUAGAGGGGGACAUUCGGGCACACCCACCCACACCCCUCCCUUUCAAGACAAUCUCUGCCGCUGGGGCACUAACUGCUGAAUUACAUUCUUGCAUGUCCUUCCUUAGGAUCUAAAUUAUUCAGAGCCCGUUUAGACAUGCCAUCUACUUGCAACCUUCCCCUUAGAGAGUGGUCAGCUUACAUCUUGACUGCCUCGUGUAUCUGUACAUCUGGAAAAACAGGCUUCAUCUUCCCUCUUAUUUUGAGACUGUGCAGAUCUACUUUUUAGGGCAAAAACUACUCUGCAUCAAAAGAUAUUCACGUCAGUUUAAUAGUAUGUCAUUGAGCACUUCUGAAAUGCAGGUUCUGUUAUUAGAAACUGUCAACUUAAAGGACGGGUUGAUCGGCUAUGGCCUCUACGUACAUAUUGCUCCUUAACAGUUGCAUAUUUGAUUUUGCUUUUACAGAAUGGUAGAUUAAAAGGCAAAAAGCUGGGAAGUGCACUUAGUGGAAACCCUACAGCACUGGGGGUAACUGGUCGGUCGGGUUACUGAUGGAUCGUGCAAAGUCUGGCAACUGAUUGGUGUCCCAUGGGUAUCGCUCUUCCCCACAGUCCUCUGCUUUAAACUAGCCACCCGGACCUCCCUUAUUUGGCCUCAGUUCUAUGUUGCUGCUCAAGUGCUUUGCUGGCAGCAGUACCUGAUAUUUUGCUAACUGCUUCACUGAUGGGUUAUGGUAGAGAUUCACGUUGUGUUCAGAAUUGGGUAUUUUGAAUGGCUAAAUGAUAGCAUGCUGGGGAGAACAAGAUUCCUCAAAGGGAUAUUUAAUACCAUUUGGUAGAUGGUAUCCACUCAUUUGGGGUACAUCAGCUACGGUGCAAGCUUGUCACCCACUUGCCUCAGAGCCACAGCAGUUCCUGGACGUUCUGCUUCACUGUAGAGGUUGAUAAG